Messenger RNA from Seriola aureovittata, 5316 nucleotides. It is a transcript of the gene slc39a10, whose product is annotated as solute carrier family 39 member 10. The record is from RefSeq and is a predicted model, not a curated record. Gene Ontology annotation, molecular function: zinc ion transmembrane transporter activity. The transcript has 11 exons. Bases 228 to 2810 code for a protein of 860 amino acids. Gene Ontology annotation, cellular component: membrane. NCBI's taxonomy places the organism in Eukaryota, Metazoa, Chordata, Actinopteri, Carangiformes, Carangidae. Gene Ontology annotation, biological process: zinc ion import across plasma membrane; positive regulation of B cell receptor signaling pathway; intracellular zinc ion homeostasis.
CUACGGUAAGUUCGCAGGAGUAUUGAGGAAUCAUUGGCUUUCGUGCGUUGACGUAAACCACACGGCUUCUUUUUUUUUUUUUUUUGGUACCGAGCGGAGAGGAGAUGCACACGGCACUCGAGUGAGUGCAUAUCUCAGAAGAGUUAGAAAACCCCCUCAUACAGUAGCACCAGGACUGGGGGCCAAGCAGGAGGAAACGUAUUACGGGGACCAGAAGCGAGGGGACAAUGCGAGUCCACGUGCACACCAAGUUCUGUUUCCUGUGUGUGUUCACCUUCCUCUUUCAUCAGUGCAGCCACUGCCAUGGAGAUGGGCACAGCCAUCAGCACAGUGGGCAUCACCAUGCCAACCACAACCACGUCCACAGCGACCUGCAGAUUUCUGAGGCUCCGUACGUGAGAGGAGCCACUGUGUCACCGGAGUCCAAGAAUACCCAAGGGGACGCUCUAGAGGAGGAGCAGCGCUUCUACAUCCAGCAGCUGUUCAGGCGCUACGGCCAGAAGGACCGGCUAGACUUCCAGGGAUUUCAGAGUCUGCUGUUCAGCUUGGGUUUGGGUGAAGUGAAGGUGGUAGGUGUGGAUCAUGAGGAUCUGGGUCAUGACCAUGUAGCCCACCUGGACUUGUUGGAUAUGCAGGAGGGGCUUCACUCACAUUCAUCCACCAAUGAAGGCCAUGAUCAGGGUCACGGGCACGGGCACGGUCAUCCACACCACAAGCCCAGUGCCCAACAUCCACACACAGAACGAGUUCCUACACGGUGCAGCCAGCAGACCACUGCUGCCAGUCCAGCUGCUGGUGCACUUACAGGGGACGACCAUAAACACGAUCACGAUCACGAUCACGAUCAAGAUCAAGAUCACAAUCAUGGACAUAAUGCAGAACAUAAUCUUGAUCACACCAGGGUAAAGGAUAGUGACCAUAAACAUUCUGAUGGACCUGUAAGGGGCACACAUGACCAUGAUAAAGCACAUGACAAAGACAAACAUGAGCAGGUGCAGGUGCAGUCUAACCACAAGGACAUGAAUUCUCAACCUCACAGUGAUCAUGACCACGGUGAUGAUGACCACGACAACAAUCAUGUUAAUCAAAUACAGACCGGCACAGAGAUUCCUCCCAUCAACCAGGAACAGGGACCCUCUGCCCACUUGGAGCCGUCCCAAGUCCCUCAGAAGCCACAGUCCUCGCCUGCCCCGACAGAAAGCAAGACCAAGAAGCCCAGAAAUCCAGCACGGGCCAGAGGACAACGAGGGAGAAACAAAACCACUUCACCUCCCACAUCUACAUCUGAAGACCAUGACCACAAACAUGAACACAGACACGGUCACAGUCACUCUCAUAAAGAUAAGAGAGAAGCACCAGGAGUGCCCACCACCCCCACAUUACCAGCCCGGGUCCUGCCUCUGCAUCCAGGUGGAUUGUCACAUCAGCAUGAGGAGUGCUUGAACCUGACUCAGCUCCUCACCUACUAUGGCCUGAACCCUGAGUCACUCAUCUCCCCCAGCCAGUUCACCUACCUGUGUCCUGCCCUGCUCUACCAGAUAGAUAGUCGCGUCUGCAUCCGCCAUUACCACCAGAUGGAUGUGGAGCAGGAAGCCUUGGAGCCCGUCAGUUCCGUCUGGGUCUGGGUCUGGGGCUUUGUGUCCAUCACCAUCAUCAGCCUGCUGUCUCUGCUGGGCGUGGUCCUCGUGCCUAUCCUCAACCAAGGCUGCUUCAAGUUUCUGCUCACCUUCCUGGUGGCGCUGGCAGUGGGCACGCUCAGUGGCGACGCUCUCCUUCACCUGCUGCCUCACUCUCAAGGGCAGCACGACCACAGCGAGCCAGGGACAAGCCACGACACCAAUCUGGUAACAGAGUUUGAUGGAGUCUGGAAAGGCCUAACAGCUCUAGCCGGCAUCUACCUCCUCUUCAUCAUCGAACACUGUAUCGGCAUGUUUAAACAUUACAAAGACCAAAGGGGCAUGAAGAAGGUGAGUGAGGAGGGGAAGAUUGGCAGGAAGUUGUCAGAUCACAAGUUAAAUCGGCGCUCAGAUGCAGAGUGGCUGCACCUGAAGCCACUCAAUGAAGACCCCGACAGCACGGCCAUCUCCUGUGACAACGGUCACAACGACACACAGCUCACGGAGCUCCAGACACCCGACUCCCCCACUAACAGGACGCCGCUGGCAGCCACAAACUCCCAACAGGACCACCACUCACCCACCAAGGAGAACGGACGCAAGGCCAAGCAGCACAGUCACGGGCACAGCCACUCACAUGGCCAUGGGCACUCUCAUGGUGGGAACUGCCACUCCGACCAGGAGAUGAAGGACGCUGGUAUAGCCAGCAUCGCCUGGAUGGUCAUCAUGGGCGAUGGCAUGCAUAACUUCAGUGACGGCCUGGCCAUAGGUGCAGCGUUCAGUGCGAACCUGACAGGAGGCAUCAGCACAUCAGUGGCUGUUUUCUGCCACGAAUUACCUCAUGAGCUUGGUGACUUUGCGGUGCUGCUGAAAGCUGGGAUGACAGUGAAGCAGGCCAUUGUCUACAAUCUGCUGUCCGCCCUCAUGGCCUACGUUGGCAUGAUGAUUGGCACAGUUGUGGGCCAGUACACACACAAUGUCACCAACUGGAUCUUCGCCAUCACAGCUGGCAUGUUCCUUUAUGUGGCUCUGGUGGAUAUGCUGCCAGAAAUGCUUCACGGGGACAGCGAGGACCACAAGCGUUGCCAGCUGGGACACUUUAUCCUGCAGAACCUGGGCAUGCUGACCGGGUUCGGCAUCAUGCUGCUCAUCGCCAUCUUCGAAGAUCGCAUCGUUUUUGAUUUUGGCUUUUAGUAGAGGAGAGAGGGACGGGGGAGCUGGAUGUUUCAGUAUUGUUCUUCUUGGCCUUAACAUGCUUCGUUUGCAGUGUAUCGGCCCAGUCUUGCAUGCAGUGUGAGUCUCGUUCAUGGCUCGUGCCUCCGCUCCGAACAUGCAACGGUAGUUUAUGCAUAUCUCAUGACUCUGCUAGUGAUGUUUACUCUCUGCUCCACUGUCACCUCUCCUCUGUCAGCCCCAAUUUGUCUGCUCCUCGAGCAGCAACAAAAAAAAAAGGCUGAAUGAAAGAAGAGCGAGGCUGCACUCCAUCCAGAAAACACCACCCCUGCUCUCGACCAGUUAACUCCAUCUAAAAAAGAAGGGCUGUAGAUACAGAGGAGGUUUAGGACCCACGGUGGUGCAGAGACGCAGCUGUCACAGCCUAGCAGCUCGCCACCUAUCCAUCAUCACCUGUUGUUAAACGUGUUGUCGUCGUACCCCUCCCACGUCUUCGUCUCUUAUCCACCCUGUGCUGUGUCCCGUCAUCCAUGCCUCCUACAUCUGUGGUGUGAGUGUCCCAUCCGCCAUCCAUCACCAGCUGUGGAUGUCAUCACGCCGUGUAUCAAACAUCUCGUGUCUCUGUGUGCCAAGCCCUGGCCACUGGAGCAGCACCACAGCUGCUGUAGCACAGUGUAAAGAGACGCAGAGCCUGGUCUAGCUCGCUCCAACAUCUGGAAUUAACCCUUUAGCUCACAUUGCUUCACCUGCGAAAAUGUUUCCACAGCUUUUAAGCUGCGGUGUCAAAACAGAAACAUGUUCCCCUGACUACAUGUGGGAGAUGAUCUAAAUGACUCAGUGUUAUUAUUCAAUUGCAACUUUAUCCAUUUGUUAAUUUUGAGUUAUUUUUAAUUGUCAAAUUAGAUUGUUGGACUAAUUAAACCUAAUGUAGUUCAUAGUAAAAACUAAUGCAGCUGCCAAAGCCUUUACAAAUUAGCAUUUACAGUAAUAAUGUUUUUUUCUUUAGAAACUAGAAAUCACAAGUGUCUGACUAGUUUUUUUAAGGGUUUGACAAUCUGUAGCCAAAUGAGACAUAUCCUUAGGCGUUUAUACUUUAUCUCUCUUUACAAGAAUCAGCAGCUUCAAAAUGUGAAAACUAGUUAUUAUUCUUCAUCAGAAAGUGUUGUAGUUUACUAGAUUCAUUUAGGGUGCCUCUUUGAGUUCCUAAAAGGUGCUUUGUCUGAUGGGACUGCCCUGCAGUGGACAUUUAAUUACAGUAGGAGGUUGAGUUGUCGCACUAAUGCAGAUUUCUUGAAGUACUGUAAAUACAUGAGGUCUUUAUAGUGUCAGUAGCUGAGCAGAGCAGCUUAAAGCAAACGUUUGUUCCUGCUAAUAGUUUUGAAGAAUCACUGAACCUCCUGACAAUCGCAGACAGACCAAGCAAAAGACAGUACUCUUGUUUCACAGCAAGAUGAUGUACAGUGUGCUUUCAUAUGAGCAUUCCCUGCACUUGUAGUGGAUGAUAAACCCAGGUUGUCAAACCAGAGGAUCAUUAUUAUUAUUAUUAUUAUUAUUAUUAAUAUUUUUACAAGCAUUCCUCAUGUAUGUUUGGGUGUGAACAUUAAAGUCUGGUGACUGUGCCAAAACUAGCCCUAGUGUGGAAUUUCAGUGGCUGGUGCUUGACACCUCCCCGCCCCUGCCCCAACCCCCGACAUUCCAUUGGCUGUUCUGCUGCUCACAUGCUAAGCUAGCUAGCUAGCCCUAGCUUCAGCUGCUGGAGCACACAGAUGAUGUGUGUGGCUUCAUUUAUCCUGUCACUGUGUGACAUCCAUCGUCUAUGUCUUAACUGGCUGUAAGUCAUCGUCAGUCAUAUUGAGCUCAUGUUAUUGAUCUGACUGAUUCAUGCAUGAAGCAUGAGUGAAACGGUACAGACGUCGUGUUGAGUGUAAAAUUAUUUUCAUUCUUUGUACUGCAAAGUUAAAAUAUUGACAACCUUUGUUACUUUUAAAAUGAAGCGAGUGUGAAGGUAAUGAGACGUUGUUUGGGGUGUAGUGUAACUAGUGUUACGAGCCUUUUUUUGUUAGCUAAAAGCAAAUAUGCAGGUGGCAGAAUAUAGCUCAUCAUCUUCUAUAUCUUUUUACAAGAAUUUUUUUAUUCCAUCUUGUGUUCAUAUUUAAAUUUAGUGCAAAAAAAAAUAAAACGACUUGAAUGUAAUUUCACUCUGUUCUAACAUCAAAUAAGCUAAUCAUCAUCUGCUCUUUAAAACAGGAGUUCAUACUAUUCAGUCAUUUCUAAACUGUCCUGUCAUGUAUUUGAUAAGAGUUAGUGACACUUAUGACUCUAUGCCCCAAAUACAAAGUUUCUUCACUGUUAAUUGGGCAAAGAAAAUUGUCCAUAAAAUGAAAGUCUAUGAUUGUUCUCUUUUUUGCUUUGUUGUCUGUAUAUUUGUUUAGUAAUCUGGAUAUGAAAUGUAAAAUGUGACAUCCGUGCUGUUUGCCUGUCUGUGCAUUCUCCCCUUUACGAAAAGAAAAUAAAAACUCUGAAAAGA